Molecule: messenger RNA, 462 nt
Organism: Saitoella complicata NRRL Y-17804
Lineage: Eukaryota; Fungi; Ascomycota; Saitoellomycetes; Saitoellales; Saitoellaceae
Exons: 3
Coding region: 1-462 (153 amino acids)
Biological process (GO): translation; ribosomal small subunit assembly; maturation of SSU-rRNA from tricistronic rRNA transcript (SSU-rRNA, 5.8S rRNA, LSU-rRNA)
Cellular component (GO): ribosome; cytosolic small ribosomal subunit
Molecular function (GO): mRNA 5'-UTR binding; structural constituent of ribosome; small ribosomal subunit rRNA binding
Source: RefSeq, a predicted model, not a curated record
AUGGCUCCGAAAGCUAGGAAGACCGCCACUACCGCCGAUGGUGCCGCUACCUUGGGACCCCAGGCCCUCCGUGAGGGAGAGCUUGUCUUCGGUGUCUGCCACGUUUACGCUUCCUUCAACGACACCUUCGUCCACGUUACCGAUCUCUCCGGCCGUGAGACCAUUGUCCGUGUCACUGGUGGAAUGAAGGUCAAGGCUGACCGUGACGAGUCCUCCCCCUACGCUGCCAUGUUGGCUGCUCAGGACGUUGCUCAGCGCUGCAAGGAGAUCGGUAUCACCGCUCUCCACGUCAAGAUCCGUGCCACUGGUGGUACCGGAACCAAGACCCCUGGUCCUGGUGCCCAGUCCGCCCUCCGUGCCUUGGCCCGUGCUGGUAUGCGCAUUGGUCGCAUUGAGGACGUUACCCCCGUCCCCACCGACUCUACCCGUCGCAAGGGUGGUCGUCGUGGUCGUCGUCUCUAG